Molecule: messenger RNA, 2516 nt
Organism: Uloborus diversus
Lineage: Eukaryota; Metazoa; Arthropoda; Arachnida; Araneae; Uloboridae
Product: glutamine--fructose-6-phosphate aminotransferase [isomerizing] 2-like
Exons: 19
Coding region: 91-2187 (698 amino acids)
Biological process (GO): fructose 6-phosphate metabolic process; carbohydrate derivative biosynthetic process; protein N-linked glycosylation
Molecular function (GO): carbohydrate derivative binding; L-glutamine:D-fructose-6-phosphate transaminase (isomerizing) activity
Source: RefSeq, a predicted model, not a curated record
CUAGCUGUCACUUCAGUAGAAUUUCUUUUCUAAACAGGUUGUUCCGGCGGUGCUGGUACCUUUUUGUGGCAUUAAUAUUCAAAGGAAAAUAUGUGUGGUAUAUUUGCAUAUCUGAAUUAUUUGGAGCCUCGAUCCAGGAGAGAAAUUUUAGAGUUUCUGAUCAAAGGUUUGCAACGACUUGAAUACAGAGGAUAUGAUUCUGCAGGUGUUGCUUUUGACAAUGAUUCUAAAGGAGCUGCAAUUCAAAUAAUCCGUCAAAGUGGCAAAGUAAAAAUGUUGGAAUCAGAAAUCUUUGAUUCCAAGGAAAUUGAUUUUGAUCAACAGUUUGACGUGCAUGUGGGUAUUGCUCACACUCGUUGGGCUACUCAUGGAGCUCCAAGUGCUAAUAACAGUCACCCUCAAAGAUCUGAUACAACUAAUGAAUUUGUUGUUGUUCAUAAUGGAAUUGUAACUAACUAUGAAGAUGUUAAAAAGUUUUUGGUAAACCAUGGUUUCAAGUUUGAAUCUGACACUGAUACUGAAGUCAUUCCUAAAUUAAUCCAACAUAUUCAUAAUAUGAACCCUGAUCUUUCAUUUAGAGAACUCGUGGAGCAAGUGAUACAACAGCUGGAAGGUGCAUUUGCUUUGGUGUUCAAGAGCUCAAAGUACCCCAAUGAAUGUGUAGCAACUCGGAGAGGAAGUCCUCUUCUCGUAGGCUUCAAAAGUCAAACCACAUUGACUACUGAUUAUAUUCCUGUAUUGUAUAGUAAAGAUUUGGAAAAUCAGAACAAGCAAGAUGACAAUAAGGGAUCAGACCUGCGAGCUCAUCAGUCACGUCCAUUACCUAUCAGUACUGUACAAGCUCAAGGAAUCCACAGAUCUGAUUCAACAACAGAAUUUCAUCCGGUUGGUGACACAAAAGAAGUGGAAUAUUUUUUUGCAUCUGAUGCAAGUGCUAUUGUAGAACAUACAAAUCGUGUUAUCUACCUAGAAGAUGAUGAUGUAGCAGCUGUGAAAGAUGGCUAUCUGACCAUUCAUCGUCUGAAACGCUCUCUUGAUGAGUCAACUGCAAGAGAAAUUAUUACACUUAAAAUGGCAAUUCAAGAAAUUAUGAAGGGAAGUUUUUCUACUUUUAUGCAGAAAGAAAUAUUUGAACAGCCGCAGUCUGUAAUUAAUACUAUGAGAGGAAGAGUCAAUUUAGAUGCUGAAAUUGUUGUCCUUGGUGGUAUUAAAGAUUUUAUACCUGAAAUAAAACGCUGUCGUCGAAUAAUAAUGAUUGGAUGUGGAACAAGUUAUCAUAGUGCAGUUGCUACUCGACAAGCUGUUGAAGAGCUUACAGAAUUGCCUGUGAUGGUUGAGCUAGCAAGCGAUUUUCUAGAUCGAAAUACUCCAAUCUUUCGAGAUGAUGUUUGCUUCUUUAUUUCUCAGUCAGGUGAAACUGCAGAUACUUUAAUAGCUUUAAGGUACUGCAAACAGCGUGGCGCAUUGAUUGUAGGAGUGACCAAUACUGUUGGCUCAAGUAUUUGCAGGGAAAGUCAUUGUGGCAUACACAUUAACUGUGGGCCCGAAAUAGGGGUUGCUUCCAGUAAGGCUUAUACGAGUCAAUUUUUGUCCCUUGUGAUGUUUGCACUAGUUAUGUCAGAAGAUAGAAUAUCCAUGCAGUCAAGAAGAAGUGAAAUAAUCAGAGGACUACGUAGUCUUCCAAAACAAAUUGAGGAAGUGUUAAAACUCGAUGAUGAAGUUCUCAAGUUAUCGAAAGAGUUAUAUCAACAAAAAUCAGUGUUGAUUAUGGGUCGUGGUUACAAUCAUGCUACAUGCCUGGAAGGUGCCUUGAAAAUCAAAGAGCUUACAUACAUGCAUUCAGAAGGAAUUCUUGCUGGCGAAUUGAAGCAUGGACCUUUAGCUUUAAUUGAUGAUGCUAUGCCAGUGAUAAUGAUUAUUACAAAAGAUCCAGUUUAUACAAAGUGCAUGAAUGCACUUCAGCAGGUCAUAGCACGAGGAGGAAAACCCAUCAUAAUUGGUGAUAAAGGAGACAGCGAGACACAGAAACAUGCUUUCAGCUUCUUGGAGGUUCCACACACAGUUGAUUGCUUGCAAGGAAUAUUAACUGUGAUUCCGCUUCAACUUCUUUCUUACCAUAUUGCAGUGUUAAGAGGAUGUAAUGUUGAUUGCCCAAGAAAUUUGGCCAAAUCUGUUACUGUUGAAUGAAGCUCCAUUGCUAUUUUACUUACAAAAAAUGCAUUCCACACUUUUAUUAUUAACUUAAAAUAUUAGAACCCUAAAUAUUUCUUAUGAAUAUGGUUUUAUCAAAAUGAAUUUAAGCUGAUCUGUUUUUUCCUAUUUCUGUUUAACUAAAUAUUAAAUUUUUCACAAAGUUAAAAUGUUUAUUAUAAUGUUACAGUUUGGAAAAAUAUUUUUAAAUUGUUAUGUUAUUGUUAUAUUUAAGUUUAAAUUCUUCAAUUUUGUAAAGCCUGUUCAAAAAAUGUAUUAAAAAUAUUUUUAAAAAUGUGAGCUGUAUUUUUGAAAGCUUGUCGAAU